This is a messenger RNA of Asterias rubens (European starfish), 2861 nucleotides long. Its product is annotated as probable ATP-dependent RNA helicase DHX35. The record is from RefSeq and is a predicted model, not a curated record. The coding region runs from base 117 to 2222 and encodes 701 amino acids. Gene Ontology annotation, cellular component: intracellular anatomical structure; catalytic step 2 spliceosome. The transcript is spliced from 17 exons. Gene Ontology annotation, molecular function: RNA binding; ATP binding. NCBI's taxonomy places the organism in Eukaryota, Metazoa, Echinodermata, Asteroidea, Forcipulatida, Asteriidae.
CGCCGUUUCAACAGGUGCAUUAUUUUGGUUGCAAAAAAUCGAAGAUUUUGUAUGAAAACUGUGUGAAAACUGGACCGGUAUAAUUAUUUGAAAUGUGGAAAAAGGACAACUAAGGAAUGACCAGCUUCACACCCAAAUUCUGGAAGCCAGGCACAGACAAGCCAGGGGCAGGUCUUAAGGAGGAGCGGCGUCAAGUCGGCGAAGGAAGUGGCGAAUGUGUUGUCUAUAAUCCGAAUGUUGCCGUUUCCAUUGAACAACAGAGGCAGAGACUACCCGUCUUCAAGCAUCGAAAUCACAUCUUGUAUCUCCUCGAAAAGUUCCAGACAGUUGUAAUCGUCGGCGAAACAGGAUGUGGAAAGAGCACCCAGAUCCCUCAGUACCUGGUAGAGGCCGGGUGGGGUGCAGAUGGGUACAAAGUGGGUGUCACACAGCCCAGGAGGGUGGCUGCUGUCACAGUGGCUCAACGUGUCGCUGAAGAGCGUGGCACUGUCAUUGGUCACGGGGUCGGGUAUUCCAUCCGCUUUGAGGAUUGCACAGACCCUGAGGCAACCAAGAUUAAGUUUAUGACAGAUGGGUAUCUUGUGAGAGAAAUGAUGAAUGACCCACUGCUUUCCAAAUACAGUGUGAUCAUGCUUGAUGAGGCGCAUGAGAGAACGCUGUACACGGACAUCGCCGUCGGACUCCUCAAGAAGAUCCAGCGGAAGAGACCCGAGAUGAGAAUCAUCGUUGCCUCAGCAACGCUGGAUGCAGAGGCCUUCAGAGACUUCUUCAAUCAAAAUGAAACGGACGAUACAAGCAAAGACACGGCUAGCAUCCUCACAGUUGAGGGGAGAACGUUUGCAGUGGAUGUCUUCUACAGUCUCAGCCCAGUACCCGACUACGUCAAAGCGACGGUGGAUACGAUCAUGAAGCUGCACAAGACGGAGCCAGCUGGUGAUAUCCUCGCCUUCCUGACCGGACAAGACGAAGUUGAACAGGCAAUGGAAAUGGUCCUGCAACAGAUCCGCACUUUCUCCUCCGACCAUAUGAAGAUGUUAGCUCUUCCGAUGUAUGGCAGCUUGCCUGGCAAAGAGCAGAUGAGGGUCUUCGAAAGGAUCAGCCGCAACACCAGAAAGGUUGUCCUAGCAACCAACAUAGCAGAAACAUCAAUAACCAUCAAUGGCAUUGUGUAUGUGAUUGACAGUGGCUUUGUCAAGAUGCGAGCCUACAACUCAAAGACAGGUCUCUCCGGACUAGUAGUGGUCCCCGUGUCCCAAGCCUCGGCUCAGCAGAGGACCGGCAGGGCAGGUCGUGUAAGGUCAGGCAAGGCGUACAGACUAUUCACCGAGGAUGACUACAAGUCACUAAGGAAGACAACAGUACCUGAGAUGCAGAGGAGUGACCUGAGCACAGUAAUACUUCAGCUGAAAUGUCUCGGCAUCGAUAAUGUCCUACGCUUCAAUUUCUUAUCGCCGCCGUCAGCCAGGGCUAUGAUGAGGGGUCUGGAGCUACUCUACGCUCUGGGCGGUAUUGACGAUCACUCCAAGCUCUCUCAGCCACUCGGGAUACGCAUGGCUGAGUUUCCUCUUGAUCCAAUGUUUGCCAAAAUGCUGCUUGUGUCAGGGGAUUUUGGCUGCUCGGAGGAGAUUCUAAGUAUAGCCGCCUUAUUACAAGUUCAGAAUAUCUUCCAAACUCCCUCCAAUGAGAAAGGCAAGGCUGAACAAGCGAAGAGGAAGUUUUCGGUUGCCGAGGGAGACCACAUCACAUUGUUGAAUGUUUAUGAAGCUUUCAUCAAGUUUGGCAAAAAUUCAAGAUGGUGCCAUGAAAAUUAUCUCAACUACAAAGGUCUCUGCAGAGCGAUGACUGUGAGGGAACAACUUAAAAAACUGCUCAAGAAGUUCAAGGUGAAGAUUGUGUCAAGCGAGGGAGACGUUGACUCCGUUUGUCGUUGCGUUGUUGCGGGGUUCUUCGCUAAUGCAGCCAGGUUGCAUCCGAGCGGGGAGUAUCGGACGAUACGAGACGACCAUUCCAUCCAUGUCCAUCCGUCAUCAGUACUGUACACAGAGAAACCGCCACAUUGGGUGGUAUUUCAUGAGGUUCUACAGACUAACAAGGACUACAUGAGGGACUUGACGGUCAUCGAGCCGAGCUGGCUGUAUGAGCUUGCUCCUCAUUACUACCAGUAUGGUACGGACAUGGAGAUUGCAGCCAAGAGAGCCAAGAUGGAAGAUCCCACAAGCUGACAUUGUUACAAUCUGGCUGGCCGUUGUGGGCUGUAAAGCUCUGGAUCAAGGCAGACAAACUUGACGACAGAUAGGUGAACACUUCUCAGAUUGCGUAUUCCUACAAGGGAAUAUUCUUCCUGGGUGGGUAUAUUCGCUCUGGAUUUUCAGCAAUAUCUCAAAAACACCCAGGACAUGGAGAUAACAGCAAAGAGAGCCAAGAUUGAAGAUCCCACAAGCUGACAAUGUUACAAUCGGACUGGCCGCUGUUGGCUGCAGAACUCCGGAUCAAGGCAGGCUGACUUAGAGACAGAUUCCAGUCGUGUUACCCGGUAUCAUUCCAAAAUUAGAUCCCUUGCCAUGGUCGUGACCACAGAGGUCGAACAAUGGGAGUUGGUACGCGCGCACCGCGCACUACUCACAGCCAAUGGUAAGUCCCUAUUGACCAUAGUGAGGGCGCUGUUUUGGGGCUUGUGAUGUCAUAUGCAAGAUCCCACAAACUGGGAGUUGUGAAGUGUAAAGAUCUGGGCGGAUCAAGGCAGGCUAACUUGGGGAUAAAUAUGUUAAUGCUAGAGCAGGAUUUUAAUCAACAUUCAUAAAUACCUAAGACAAUUUAUCCAUUCUGAUUGGUCGAGAGGGCAUCACAAGGGGUUGUUUGAA